CGGGGCGGAGCAGCGGGGUGACUUGUUGAGGAAUUGCCUUCCCCGGAGCCUGGCUGGACCUGGGGUGUUUUUGUGGCCUAGCGAGGAGCGGUUUCGUUUCCCAAACUGUUGGCAUCUUCUUGCCUGGAUUCAGUCAUUCCCAAAGGAAUGGAGGAAUGCAGCUGAUAAGUCCUUAACCACCCUGUGCUCCCACCAGAAGCUGGCUUCGUCUUCUCUGCCUUGGCACCCUUGCGGGGGGGGAGCUCUCUUUGUUACCUGCCCUGGGUACCUUUUCAGUGACACUACAGACCAAAGGAGAUGGAAGAAAAGGAGCGAUGUGAUAAAUUCCAGCUGUUACAUUGAGACUAAGGGGAUUUGUAUCUUUUGACUUACUUUUUUUUUUCCUGUGGGGGGAGGGAAGUGUUAUGUUUUAUGGGAUAUGGGAAGGAGGGAAAAUAUGUUGCAGAUCUUUAUGUGGUUUUUAAAACCAGCCAUCAGAGGCAAUUACUGAAUAAACUGAAGCACAAGAGGAGGGUUUGUGAGCUGGAAGCAGCACGAGCCUGCAAAAGAAAGGGGCAGUGGGCUGCUGUUGUGACUGUGGAGGAAGAAACUUCAGCCUCCUUCAUUUCUCGCCACCUACUCUCCAUCCACCCUCUGCGAAAAUGAGUUGUGUGCCAUGGAAAGGGGACAAGACCAAAUCGGAAUCACCAGAGCCACCCCAGCUGCCACCUCUGCAUAUUUACCAUGAGAAGCAGCGCAGGGAGCUGUGUGCCCUCCAUGCCCUCAACAAUGUCUUCCAGGACAGCAACGCCUUCACUAGGGAAACUCUGCAGGAGAUUUUUCAGAGGCUGUCUCCCAACACCAUGGUGACACCCCACAAGAAGAGCAUGCUGGGAAAUGGGAACUAUGAUGUGAACGUGAUCAUGGCAGCUCUUCAGACCAAAGGCUAUGAGGCAGUUUGGUGGGACAAACGCAGGGAUGUUAAUGUCAUUGCCCUGUCUAAUGUGAUGGGCUUCAUCAUGAACCUGCCCUCCAGCCUUUGCUGGGGCCCCUUGAAGCUCCCCCUCAAGCGACAGCACUGGAUCUGUGUCCGGGAGGUGGGAGGCACCUACUACAACCUCGACUCCAAACUCAAGGCGCCAGAGUGGAUUGGAGGUGAAAGUGAGCUCAGGAAAUUUUUGAAACACCAGCUGAGAGGAAAGAACUGUGAACUCCUGCUGGUGGUGCCAGAGGAGGUGGAAGCACAUCAGAGCUGGAGAGCUGAUGUGUGACCCAGAGUGACUCUGUCCUCCACCUACAGCUCUUCCCCUUUACUGAACUCCCAGUGUCUGAAACCUGGAUAAUGGUGCCCUGACUCUCCUCGUCUGGAACUUCCUUCGUUAGGCUCUUCUCUUCCUUCCUUGGUGCAAUAGGGCAACGGUGUAGGACAUUGGGGGUGGUGGGUGGGGAAGAACUGAGGGCAGAGCGAAGGAAACUGGAAGGCAAUCACUUCAGUUGGGAAGGCAGAUGAGCUGUGUGUGUCCUUCAGCUUGCUGGAAGAUGUUGUUCUCUUUGAAACUGGGCUUUGGUGUCUGGAAGCCACUGGCCUCCUUUUUCCCCACAUUGUUCAAGGCAGCAUGGUGGGACACUGCUCCCUCCAGGGCUUGCUGAGGAGGAGCACACUGAUGCCUCUUCACAAGUCUGUCCCUCCAAAACAAGUUGUUGUGAAGAUGUUUGCAACUCCUUAGGGUCUCUCAGGACACUCUAAAACACUAGGAAUGGUACGGUGCUCAGCACAACCCUCUGCUUCCUGGGGAUGGUUUGUGCCAGGAAUGAGAAAACAGUAAUAAAAACAGCGUCAUCUUUCAAGAACUUCGUUGGGUAGCUAGAGGAUUCUUCCCCAGUGUCUCCAGGGAUUUAUGUAUGUGCUGAGUGGUGGUUGGGCAGCAUGUGGCUGGCUGAGGCUAUUUGGAGACAGCAAGCGCAGGCUAAUUGAGGAGUAUCGAGUUUCUGGACUGGAGAGAGGCUGAGGUCUGCUUGGGUAUCUUUGUGCUACAUUGAGUUUUUUCUUUUAUUUUAGUAUCUAUUUUGGUUUUCUGCAUGAUUGCCCAGUUGUUCAGGGGCUACUCAGAGACAGGAAUAAAACUUAAGGGGUUUUGAGAGGAAUUCAUUCCCUUGUACCUUCCAGAAGUCUAGCUCACAGUCACAGAUGUCGUGCAAAAUGUCCCAAAAGAUAAAAAGUUACAAAGGAAAAGUCUGCUGAGGAGGAAAGCUUUUAUAAUAGUCAGGUUUGGCCCUUUUUGUAGUUACUAGCUGGUAACGUGGGACAUGCAGAGGGUCCACCAGAGCCUUUGAGCAUUAGAGAGACCCUGGCCUGGCAGUUGAACCAACCUCCCUGUUAGCGUUAGCCGACACACAUUCCAUUAAUGGACAGAUUGCUUUUUCCUCCUCUCCUUUCCAUGGGGAAGAGCUACUAGGCAUGGAGAUGUUCAGAGGAAUCUCCAUCAACUCUUUCCCUGUCACCAGGGCGAGCUGUAAAUCAGUCAUGCCUUCCACAGCAGGAGGAGGAAAUGCUGAAUUUAGAUGAGACUUUGAAACAUUCAGCCCUUCCUGGCCAAGCUGCAGUUUGCUUCCCUCUUUUUUACAUGCAGCAUGGUCUCAGUUCAGCCACAAUCUCUGGGAUGUGAAGGAGCUUGAAGGAUCCUGCUCCAUCGUGCAGGCAAGUCUCAUUACUGGCAUCUGAGCUUACAAAAGAAGGGGUUGUAAUAACUUCUCUUGGUUAUUUUUCUCUGGAGAGCUCCGCAAAAGCCUAAGUGGAUGCUCAAAGCUGAGAGACCACAACGUGCACCUUCCUAAGAGAACAGAAGCUGCAUGACAACAGGAUGAUGCUGUUCACCCACCCCAGGGCACCUGGCAAGCACCUUUUUGCAGCCUUCUGAGCACAGCCUCCCACAGCCGAGGGCAAACGGCUCUUUGGUUUUAAAGACCUGACGUUUCUAUAAAAAGUCCUAUUUCGUAACACAUUCCACUGACCAAUACCAGCUGGAGGAGUUUUGAAACACUUUACAGGCAGGAUGCACAGCCUGCAGGCAUUCUGCUCCUGACUUGAAGCCAUUUCUUCAAGAGGGGAAAAAUAAAUCUCAACAGCAAUGUUUUCUAUGCUGAUUUAAGUCGCACUUUGGAGAAACCCUGUUAGCAUGGGAACUGCAAGCCAACGGAUCAGUGCACAAUAUGCAAAGAUGUUUUAAAAUAUUUUGAGGCUACUUUCCUCUCCUUCUGUGUCAGCACCUUUUCCUUGGGGAGGGGGAACAAGUGUGAUCCAGCUGCUCAGGUAAAGGGAAAGUGUAGGAUCACACGCCUGGAGAGGCAAGCCCGUCCAGUCCCACCUGUUGGGAGCGGGGAACCCCCAUUUGUUUUCUUGCUUGUUUGGUUUUGUUAGAGCCUGGUCUUGGGUUUGUUUACAGAGAUGUAUUUUGUUUAACCAAAUAUUAAAAAUGGAAAAAAAACCCAACACAUUUCCACAUAAAUGUCCUAUCACUUCUGUAUGUUCAGCUGAAUUGUUCUGUAACCAAGUAUGUAAAGGAAAAAUAAAUUUUUUUUUCUUUGGUUACAAAA
This is a messenger RNA of Apus apus (common swift), 3573 nucleotides long. It is a transcript of the gene JOSD1, whose product is annotated as Josephin domain containing 1. Gene Ontology annotation, molecular function: cysteine-type deubiquitinase activity. The record is from RefSeq and is a predicted model, not a curated record. NCBI's taxonomy places the organism in Eukaryota, Metazoa, Chordata, Aves, Apodiformes, Apodidae. The coding region runs from base 642 to 1250 and encodes 202 amino acids. The transcript is spliced from 5 exons. Gene Ontology annotation, biological process: protein deubiquitination.